CGGGCAGUUGUGAAUUCCAAGAAAGAGGCAGACUCAGCACCUUCUUGAGUGGACUGAGGCAGAUCCAGGAGGGGCACUGACAGCUCCCUCUGUGUCACUUCUGUACGUGAAGACCCAGGCCAAGAAGAGGGGACGUUGUGUCAUGGAGGUCUGGACUCUGAUGCAGCUGCUGCUCCUGCUGGCGGGGGCCGUUCAGGGACAGAAGGAUGAGCUGACCUCCGAGGAAGAAAGGAAAGCUCUGAUGCUCAAGCAUCUGCAGGAGGUCCUGGAGUUGUCAGAAACGACUGAGGAGGAGACCGUCCAAGAGGUCUCCUUGAGGGAGAUCGAGGAACCUGGUGCCAAGGAGGUUUUGGAUGAAGACCUUGAGGAGGAAGAGGAGGAGGAACCCGAGGAAAAACUUCCCGGUCCCACUCUCUUGACCCCAACGACAGCUUCCCCAACUCAAGAUGAGGAGGAUGGCUUUACCUAUGUGUUCUCGCGUCUAAACAGCCUGGAUGCAGCCGUCCACCGCCUCAAUGUACAGUUCUAUCACAUGGACCUGCGCGUGUCCCAGUUCUCCAAAGGCCUGGCCGAACUGAAGGGGAGCGUGACUGAGGCACAGGAAUCGCUCGCGUCCCUGAACGAAAUCGCCACCCGCAACCAGAAGGAACUUGGACGGAUUGAUGGUUGCUUGAGAGGCCGGCGCACUCAAACCAAAUGCUUCCUGGUCUUCAAGCACUUUGAGGUUUACGAUGGGGCACAAAAGCUCUGUGAGGCCAGAGGGGGACAUCUGGCCAUGCCAGCGGAUGCCACCGAGAUGGCCGUCCUGCGCCGCUAUCUUCACGAUGCCUUUCAUCCUUACAACUGGCCAGCCUGGGUCGGCAUCCACGAUCGGCGCGCAGAAGGGCUGUGGCUCUUUGAGAAUGGGCACCGUGUCUCUGUCUUCGACUGGUACCGCGACCACCUGGUGACCCAGCCCAAUGGUGGCGCUCGCGAGAACUGUGUCUCCCUCAGUUCAGAUGAUGGCAAAUGGUGGGACAAUGACUGUGAACGGCGCAUGUAUUACAUCUGCGAAUAUCGUCUCUAGGGGUGCCCCCUUUUCAAGCUCUGCCAUUGGAUUGAGCAUGACCGCGCUGGCGGUCUUCCACUGUCAGUGCUGUGGGGAGCUAUGACCUCUGGGAGGCAGGGUCCUUCCCCAUCUUCUGCAUAUGCAUUAUGUUCCUGUGUAUAUUCAUUUCUUCCUUUAACCCACAUCCCACCCCAGAGAUGGGAAACCUAUGGCCCUCCAGAUGUUACUGGGCUGCAAAGUCCAUCAGCCUUCGUGGAAACUCUUGGUCCAU
Molecule: messenger RNA, 1319 nt
Organism: Pogona vitticeps (central bearded dragon)
Lineage: Eukaryota; Metazoa; Chordata; Lepidosauria; Squamata; Agamidae
Gene: CLEC11A
Product: C-type lectin domain containing 11A
Biological process (GO): ossification
Molecular function (GO): growth factor activity
Source: RefSeq, a predicted model, not a curated record